Messenger RNA from Eimeria necatrix, 501 nucleotides. RefSeq lists its product as hypothetical. The record is from RefSeq and is a predicted model, not a curated record. Bases 1 to 501 code for a protein of 166 amino acids. NCBI's taxonomy places the organism in Eukaryota, Apicomplexa, Conoidasida, Eucoccidiorida, Eimeriidae. The transcript is spliced from 2 exons.
AUGCUUUGCUACGAGCUGCGGCUCGUCCCAGGAGUGUCAAACGUGCACUUGGGGGCCACGGUGACAGCAGCAGCAGCAGCACCAGCAGCAGCAGCAGCAGCAGCAACACCAGCAGCAGCAGCAGCAGCAGCAGCAACAGCAGGGACUGUCUCCUUCGAAUACAAAGUCAGAGAGGGCAUCUGCCCCUACUCCCACGGGCUGCUUGUCGCCAAACUCGCUGGAGUGCCGCAGCACGUCCUAGAGUGCGCCGCUGCGCAGUCCCAUUUGCUGCAGCAGCAAACAGCGCAGCAGCAGCGAGACGCGCGCCUGAGGUCUGUUGCUGCUGGGCUGCUGCGAGCUGCUGCUGAGGACCCCACAGAGUUGGAGUGUAUGUACACCCGGUACAGGGCGGAGGUGCUUGCGGACGCCCAGCAGCAGGAAGAAGCGGACGCUGCUGCUGCUGCUGCUGCUGCUGCUGCUGCUGCGACAUCGGGUGCAGCAGCAGCAGCUGCGGGACUCUGA